AAGCAAAUACGUUGUACAGUUUCCGUUGACGCCGGACAACCAACCCAUGGAGGUCGUUCCCCUCAAUCCAGACCGCUCAAAGAAGGCGGCGGAGGGGUUCGACGGCGAUGUUCCUGCGGCGAAGUUUGGGAGGAAGAUGAAGAGGGGAGCGGCAGGGGACUUUGACUGUAACCAUCUGCUGUUCGGGACAAAAGGGACUUACGGGUAUGGGAACGCGAUUAGAGAGGAGGAAGACGAAGCAGGGGAGCGUGAGAGUUUCGACGGCAAGACGUGGCGGCCGCUCACUCAAAAGCUUAAGAUUCCGGCGGCCAUACUGAGUCCUUACAGGCUUCUAAUCGGCGUCCGGGCGGCAGCUCUUGCACUGUUCCUCACUUGGCGAAUAACCCACAAGAACGGAGACGCCAUCUGGUUGUGGGGCAUCUCCCUUGUCUGCGAGCUCUGGUUCGCCCUCUCAUGGCUCAUCGAUCAACUCCCCAAACUCUCCCCCAUCGACCGCGCCGCCGACCUCUCCCUCCUCCACCAAAAAUUUGAGUCUCCCUCCCCAUCCAAUCCCACCGGCAAAUCCGACCUCCCCUCCAUCGACAUCUUCGUCUCCACCUCCGAUCCCGACAGAGAACCCCCUCUGAUCACCGCCAACACGAUCCUCUCCAUCCUCGCCGCCGAUUACCCCGUCGAGAAACUCACCUGCUACCUCUCCGACGACGCCGCCUCCCUCCUCACCUUCGAAUCCAUCGCCCAAGCUGCCUCCUUUGCCUCCCUCUGGGUCCCCUUCUGCCGCAAACACCGCAUCGAACCCCGCAACCCCGACAGCUACUUCUCCCUCAAUCGCGAUCCAUACAAAAACAAACUCCGGCCAGACUUUGUUCGUGAUCGCCGCCGCGUCAAGCGCGAAUACGACGAAUUCAAAGUACGCAUCAACAGUCUCCUGGAGUCCAUCCGCCGCCGCUCCGAUGGCUUCCAGGCCGAAGAGGAGCUCAAAGCCUCCUCCAUCGACCCAACCGUUAAGAUUCCUAAAGCUACAUGGAUGGCCGACGGCUCCCACUGGCCCGGUGCGUGGGCGAAUUCCGCCGCCAAUAACUCCCCUGGAGACCACUCUGCUAUCAUCCAAGUCAUGCUCAAACUCCCACAAGACCAUCCCAUCCUCGGCGGCGCCGCCGUGAUCGAUUUAUCAGAAGUAGACAUCCGGCUGCCUAUGCUCGUCUACGCGUCGCGAGAGAAACGCUCGGUUUCCAACCAUCACAAAAAGGCCGGCGCCAUGAAUGCUCUGUUGCGUGCCUCUGCUAUAAUGUCUAACGGACCUUUCGUUCUAAACCUCGACUGCGACCACUAUAUUUAUAACUCGCAGGCGCUGCGCCAAGGUAUGUGCUUUAUGAUGGAUCGCGGCGGCGAUCGCAUUGGUUACGUUCAAUUUCCGCAGAGAUUCGAGGGGAUUGACUCUUCGGAUCGAUAUGCAAAUCACAACACCGUCUUCUUCGAGGUCAAUAUGCGCGCGCUCGAUGGCUUGCAGGGCCCUCUCUACGUCGGCACCGGAUGUCUCUUUCGCCGCAUUGCUCUUUACGGCUUCGGACCGCCGCGCGCGAAGGAUUACCGGUCCAUUCACCUGCAGCCGGACUUAUCGACUUCUAGUAGCGGCAAAUUCGGCAACUCGAUCUUCCUGCUGGAUUCCAUUCCCGUGACGGAGUACCAAGGCCGACCGCUCGCCGACCACCCGUCGGUGAGAAAUGGCCGCCCUUUUGGAGCGCUAAUGUUCCAACGCGAUCCGCUCGACGCCUCCACGGUGGCGGAGGCCAUUAACGUGGUGUCAUGCUUGUACGAGGAGAAGACGGAAUGGGGGACUCGGAUUGGGUGGAUAUACGGUUCGGUCACCGAGCACUUUGUGACGGGCUACCGGAUGCAUAACCGCGGGUGGCGGUCGAUCUACUGUGCCACCAAAGGUGACGCCUUUCGAGGCAAAGCGCCCAUUAACCUCACGGACAGGCUCCACCAGGUUCUCCGUUCUGCAACUGGUUCGGUGGAAAUCUUUUUCUCACGCAAUAAUGCUCUGUUCGCUACCUCCAAGAUGAAAUUUUUGCAGCGCUUGGCUUACUUCAACCUUAGCGUUUACCCCUUCAGCUCUUUCUUCCUCACUGCCUACUGUUUCCUCCCGGCGCUUUCGCUCUUCUCCGAACAGUUUAUUGUGCAGAGCCUAGAUAUCACCUUCCUCGUUUACCUACUUGUCAUUGCCCUCACUCUCUGUCUUCUCGCCAUUUCAGAGCUCAGGUGGUCUGGGAUUGAGCUCGAGGAAUGGUGGCAGAAUGAGCAGUUUUGGUUCAUCGGCAGCACAAGCGCUCACCUUGCUGCCGUGUUGCAGGGGUUGCUUAAAUCUGUGGCUGGGAUUAAGGUCUAUUGUUCUCUUACCUCAAAGUCGGCCACCGGCGACGUUGACGGCGGCGGCGAAGAAAACGACGAUGAGCUCGAUGAUCGCUACGCCGUGAAAUGGACAUGGCUGAUGGUUCUUCCUCUGACAAUCAUCUUGGUGAACUUGAUCGCCAUUGCUGUGGGGGUGAGCAGAACCCUGUACUCCAUUAUUCCGCAAUGGAGCCGGCUGCUUGUUGGAUUGUUCUUUAGCUUCUGGGUGCUGGCUCACCUCUAUCCUUUCGCUAAAGGUUUGAUGGGGCGGAGAGGGAGAACGCCGACUAUCGUCUUCAUAUGGUCGGGACUGAUUGCUAUCACAAUCUCGCUGCUGUGGGUGGCCAUUAAACCUCCUUCGGCCAAUUCUCGGAUUGGUGGUUCAUUCUUCUUCCUAUAAACAUAAUUGCAGUAGGUUUAAUGUAAUCAUGAGAUUAAAACAUAAACUUUAAGAUAAUCCAACACAUUAGCAUUAAUGAAAGGGAAGGCUUGAAGGAUUUAUUACCUGG
Phalaenopsis equestris is the source of this 2897-nucleotide messenger RNA. Its product is annotated as cellulose synthase-like protein D3. Bases 47 to 2788 code for a protein of 913 amino acids. NCBI's taxonomy places the organism in Eukaryota, Viridiplantae, Streptophyta, Magnoliopsida, Asparagales, Orchidaceae. The transcript is spliced from 2 exons. The record is from RefSeq and is a predicted model, not a curated record. Gene Ontology annotation, cellular component: plasma membrane; trans-Golgi network. Gene Ontology annotation, molecular function: cellulose synthase (UDP-forming) activity; mannan synthase activity. Gene Ontology annotation, biological process: cellulose biosynthetic process; plant-type primary cell wall biogenesis.